Messenger RNA from Doryrhamphus excisus (bluestripe pipefish), 5267 nucleotides. NCBI's taxonomy places the organism in Eukaryota, Metazoa, Chordata, Actinopteri, Syngnathiformes, Syngnathidae. The record is from RefSeq and is a predicted model, not a curated record.
GGUGGACUGUGGAGUUCCUCAGGGACCACGUGUUUGUGUGUGGAUCAGAUGGCCGCGUCGGAACGCCGUGGCCUCCUCCUCUCGGAGUCCCGCUGCCUUACGAGGGAACAACAACCUUACUUACACUACCCGCUCGUCCAGCGACAGGAAGUAAAUACGCAUCGGGCUUUCACGUUUGUGACCUUCAUUCAACGCUUGACUUCCUCCUCGCUCUGAAAGGCUUUUUAAUGACAUUCCACCUGGAUGGUUUCUCCUGAUCUGGUUUUCUCCAAGGUGCAGUGUAAACACAACAAGGAUGGUGAUGAUGGACAGAUAGCAGGAGAAGAAGACAAGAUGUCGUUGUUCGGCCGGGACUGUGUCAGGAAGAAAGAGCGAGAGCUGGAGAGGAAGCUGAGGGCCAACGACCGAGGAUACAACCUCUCCUUUAAAUAUGCAACCAACGCCAUCAAGACCUCCAAGUACAACUUCUUCACCUUCCUACCUCUCAACCUCUUCGAGCAGUUCCAGAGGAUCGCCAAUGCCUACUUCCUGUUUCUGCUGGUGCUCCAGGUGAUUCCCGAGAUCUCCUCGCUGUCCUGGUUCACCACCGUGGUGCCGCUGGUCCUGGUGCUGUCCGUCACCGCCGCCAAGGAUGCCACCGAUGACAUUAAUCGCCACAGGAGUGACAAUCACGUCAACAACCGAAGGGUCCAAGUCCUCAUCGAUGGAAAGCUGCGCAGCGAGAAGUGGAUGGACGUGCAGGUGGGGGACAUCAUCAAGCUGGAAAACAACCAGUUUGUCACCGCCGACCUCCUGCUGUUGUCCAGCAGUGAACCGCUCAACCUGGUGUACAUUGAGACAGCCGAGCUGGAUGGUGAGACCAACCUGAAGGUGCGGCAGGCGCUACCGGUGACGGGCGACCUCUGCGACGACGUCAACAAGCUGGCGGACUUUAACGGCGAAGUCCACUGCGAGCCCCCCAACAACCGCCUGGACCGCUUCACGGGGACGCUGAGCUACGCGGGGCAGAAGUACGCUCUGGACAACGAGAAGAUCCUGCUGCGAGGCUGCACACUGAGGAACACGGAGUGGUGCUUUGGCUUGGUGCUUUUUGGAGGUCCAGAAACCAAGCUGAUGCAGAACUGCGGGAAGAGCACCUUCAAGAGGACCAGCGUGGACCGUCUGCUGAACGUGCUCGUCCUCUGUAUCUUUGGCUUCCUGGCCUUCAUGUGCACCAUUCUGGCCAUCGGGAACUACUGCUGGGAGCUGGACGAGGGCGCCCCGUUCACGGCCUUCCUCCCCAGGCAAAAGGGCGAUGACGCCGCCUUCUCCUCCUUCCUCACCUUCUGGUCCUACCUCAUCAUCCUCAACACCGUGGUGCCCAUCUCGCUCUAUGUCAGCGUGGAGAUCAUUCGCCUGGGGAACAGCUUCUACAUCGACUGGGAUAGAAAAAUGUACCACGGCCGCAGCGACACCCCGGCCGAGGCGCGCACCACCACGCUGAACGAGGAGCUCGGCCAGAUCAAGUAUGUCUUCAGCGACAAGACGGGCACGCUCACGCAGAACAUCAUGACCUUCAACAAGUGCUCCAUCCACGGCAAGUCGUACGGUGAUGUUUUGGACUACAAAGGAGAAAGACUAGAAGUCAAUGAGCACACAGAGACCGUGGACUUCUCCUUCAACCCGCUGGCCGACCCCCGCUUCACCUUCCACGAUCACGCCCUGGUGGAGGCCGUCAAGCUGGAGACCCCCGAGGUCCACGCCUUCUUCCGACUGCUUGCCCUCUGCCACACCGUCAUGGCGGAAGAGAAGAAAGAAGGGGACCUCCUCUACCAGGCCCAGUCUCCUGAUGAAGGCGCGCUCGUCACGGCCGCAAGGAACUUUGGCUUUGUGUUCCGCUCCAGGACGCCGGACAGUGUCUCCAUCGUGGAAAUGGGACAGCAGCGCACCUACGAGCUCUUGGCCAUCCUGGAUUUUAACAACGUCCGCAAGAGGAUGUCCGUCAUUGUUCGCAGCCCCGAGGGGAGGCUGUCCCUGUACUGUAAAGGGGCGGACACCAUCAUCUACGAGAGGCUGCACCAGUCCUGCGGCAAGCUGAUGGACGUCACCACGGAGCACCUCAACGAGUUUGCGGGGGAAGGCCUACGGACUCUGGCUCUGGCCUACAGGGACCUGGACCAGGACUUUUUCACAGAGUGGAAACGGCGCCACCACGAGGCCAGCACCUCGCUGAACGACCGCGAGGGCAAGCUGGACCGGCUGUACGAGGAGAUCGAGAAAGACCUGCUGUUGCUAGGGGCGACCGCUAUAGAGGACAAGUUGCAGGACGGCGUUCCUCAGACCGUUGAGCAGCUGUCCAAAGCCGACAUCAAGAUCUGGGUGCUGACUGGGGACAAGCAAGAAACGGCUGAAAACAUUGGCUAUGCGGCUAAUUUACUGCGCGAGGAGAUGAACGACGUCUUCAUCGUCUCGGGCAACUCGCCGGAGGACGUCAGGCAGGAGCUGAGAAACGCACGGACCUCCAUGAAACCCGACGCCAGCGAGGAUCCAGUGUUUUUACCACCUCGGACUCUUGCUAAAAGCGUGGCGGCCCUCACGGACGAGGCGGUGAACGGAGAGUACGGCCUGGUCAUCAACGGGCACAGUCUGGCCUACGCGUUGGAGCGCAGCAUGGAGCUGGACUUCCUGAGGACGGCGUGCAUGUGCAAGGCGGUCAUCUGCUGCCGCGUCACCCCCCUGCAGAAGGCUCAGGUGGUGGAGCUGGUCAAGACGUACAAGCAGGCCGUCACACUGGCCAUCGGCGACGGCGCCAAUGAUGUCAGCAUGAUUAAAGCGGCCCACAUCGGCGUGGGCAUCUCGGGCCAGGAAGGCAUGCAGGCGGUGCUGUCCAGCGACUACUCCUUCGCCCAGUUCCGCUUCCUGCAGCGCCUCCUGCUGGUGCACGGCCGCUGGUCCUACCUGCGCAUGUGCAAGUUCCUGCGCUACUUCUUCUACAAGAACUUCACCUUCACCUUCGUCCACUUCUGGUACGCCUUCUUUUGCGGCUUCUCCGCCCAGACAGUUUAUGACGAGUGGUUCAUCACGCUCUACAACCUGGUGUACACGGCCUUACCUGUGCUGGGAAUGAGCCUCUUUGAUCAGGAUGUGAACGACAUGUGGAGCUUCCAGCACCCUCAGCUGUACGUCCCCGGCCAGCAGAACCUCUACUUCAGCAAGACGGCCUUCUUCAAGUGCGCCCUGCACAGCUGCUACAGCUCGCUGGUGCUCUUCUUCAUCCCCUACGCCGCCGUCAACGACGCCGUGCGUGGCGACGCCAAGGACGUGGCGGACUACCAGUCCUUCGCCGUCCUCACACAGACCUGCCUGCUCUUUGCCGUCACCAUCCAGCUGGGCUUGGAGAUGUCCUACUGGACGGCCGUCAACACCGUCUUUGUGGCGGGAAGCCUGCUCAUGUACUUUGCCGUCACCUUCACCAUGCACAGCAACGGCCUCUUCCUCAUCCUGCCUGCCGCCUUCCCCUUCGUAGGCACGGCCAGGAACUCCCUAAGCCAGCCCAACGUGUGGCUGACCAUCGUCCUCACCUCCAUCCUCUGCAUCCUUCCUGUGCUCACCUACCGCUUCCUGUUCAUCCAGCUCCGCCCCACCAUCAACGACAAGGUGAUGUUCAAGGUCCGCCAGGCCAAGGCGACGCCUCCCCCACCGCCUCGCCGCACCCGAAUCCGCCGCACCAGCUCCCGCCGCUCCGGCUACGCCUUCUCCCACGCGCAAGGCUACGGCGACCUGGUGACGUCGGGCCGCUUCCUGCGGCGCCCGACCGUGCCGCGCCCCUCGGGCUUCUCCCACACGGGGCGCGCCACCACGGGCUUCAGCCCAAUGGGGCGCUCGGCCGGGUACAGCCCCACGGGGCGGGCGCAGAACGUGAAGAAGGCCCAGGAGGUGGAGGUGACCUCGCUGCAGAUGUACAGGACCAUCAGUGAUGCUGCUCUUUGAGCAAAAGGGGAUUCGGGAGAACCAAAGAUGGAGGAAUCUUAGAAGAGGAAGUGGCGCCGUGUUUACAAGCUAGGGAAUCCUGGAAGUCCACAACUUCAAAGCCAUGUUGCCUUAAAACGUUUUUAUGUAUUUUAAAGUCACAGGAGAACCUCGUCUUUCCAGAACAGUGUCCGAUUGAGUCAUGAUACACUAAGCUAACCUCAUGCUGGGGCUUUCAGACAUCAAUAAUCAAUUCCACAAAAUGGAUGGACGGAUGGAUGGAUGGAUAGAUGGAUGGAUGGACGGAUGGAUGGACCAAGAAGCUGCAUUCUUUUCUUCUUCAUGCUGGAAAUAAAAGCAAAAAAGGUGCUGAUGAAGCAAACCAUUCAACACGACAGGGUGUCUACAAUACCAAUCCAUCCGUGGAAGAUGCAUUGAAUGCCUCACGAUGCAUUUGAGGACCUAAAAAUGUCAAAAAAUCUGAUGACAUGUAACAUUCAUUCAUUCAUUCAUUUUCUACCGCUUUUCCUCACGAGGGUCGCCAGGGGUGCUGGAGCCUAUCCCAGCUGUCUUUGGGCGAGAGGCGGGGUACACCCUGGACUGGUGGCCAGCCAAUCACAGGGCACAUAUAGACAAACAACCAUUCACACUCACAUUCAUACCUAUGGACAAUUUGGAGUGGCCAAUCAAUCUAGCAUGUUUUUGGAAUGUGGGAGGAAACCGGAGUACCCGGAGAAAACCCACGCAUGCACGGGGAGAACAUGCAAACUCCACACAGAGAUGGCCGAGGGUGGAAUUGAACCCUGCUUUCCUAGCUGUGAGGUCUGCGCGCUGGACCGCCGUGCCGCCUUGACAUGUAACAUAUAAUCCAAAAAUAACCCAAUUGAGUAUGCGAUGUCAUAUUUGCCUUGCUCCGUUUAGCUCUUCGAUGCCACUAUAGACGCUGCUGUAUGUAUCAAUCAAUGUAUUGGAACUUUUAUAUGCAUUACUAUGGACGGGUGGUUACCCUGAGGGUAAAAUCAUGUGACUAUGCUCUUUUUUUAUACCUGCAAGAUCUGCAUUAAAAAAUACAGACGUCUGCAAUAAUUUGUUUAUUAUGACUUCUGGCCAGCAGAGGGCAUAAUAACCCUCUAAAGCAGGGGUGGGCAAACUACGGCCCGGGGGCCACAUCCGGCCCGCCAAGUGUUUGAAUACGGCCCGCCCAAUCUUUCAAAAGUAUUUAAUUUAAACUCAACAUACAACCUGGCAUCAUGGCCUGAGCCAACCUUUUGAUGGUUGUAUCAAUUUCGUUGUUUGACAUGGUCUGUUGUUUACAAAGU